UUCUCCAGGGACCUGCCCAGGUGUGAAGCGCUAGAAACAACCUUCGGUGCUGGAACUAGGGGGGCUGCAGCACCCCCUGGGUUGAAGCACUUUCCCAUACUGUAUAUGCAGGGUUUACAGUUUGGCACAAGGGCUCCCAGCACCCCUCCCCUGUAAACAUUGUUUCAGCCCCCCUGGAAGCAGCAGGGUUUAUUGGUGAGCAAAUGUCUGGUCCUCAGAUCAACCCCCUUUUUAGAAAUGAUCAGUACUGAUGGUUUGGACUGCGGUAGCCCUUAAAAGCCCCCGUCACAGAUUAGGAUCCCAUUGCGCAAGGCGCUGUGCAAACAGAACAAAAAGAUAGAAGGUCAAUUCUUUGCAGCAGGGACUAAGUAUGGGAUAAAAGACAACAGGUGCAGACAGAAGGGGAAUGCCAGGAAACAAUGAGACAAUAUGGGUCAGCCAAUGCACCUUCAGUUCUUCACUUCAGCAGGGUUCUCUCUGGUUCAUAUACAGAUAGAAAAGGAGGCAUGCAAAAUACUCUCAGGAAAACCUCUGAACUAGGGGGACUGAAAGUAACAGAACUAAGGGCUUGCACCUGCAACUGCUGCAGGGCUUAGUAGGAGCGAACACUUCCACAGCCCUCAAGGGACUCUACUCCCAGUGGUGUGCAUGGAAAGUGUUCAUAAGCUGGACCCUUGUCUAAGAAACAGUACUGUGCCUUUAAGGGCCUCUCUCUUUGUUGCCAAGUUACCGCCUGUCUCCUAGCAACGUAGUUUGUUACUUAAGCACCCUGUUUCUGGUGGGCCUGGUCAAUUUCCUGCCUCUUUGUCCAGCUUGGACCAGAGUCCCAAAAAGGUCUUAGCUCAAAAUGUCCCAGGAGCAUCUGCAGGAAGCAUUCACCACCUGUAACAAAGAGGCAGAGGAGGGUCGGUCCCAGAGAACCAGUGAUUACUACAGAGUUAAUGACGAUUUGCCAGCCAGGUUCAACCACCCAGGAUGGUUUCGGGGCUACAGAACGAAUGAGCCCCAUCCAAUGUACAGGACCACCAACCAGAUCUAUGGAAGCAAAGCGCCUACUGUACAUGAAAUGCCAACCUCCUUUAACAUUACCUCACAUGCAUUUUCGAAACAUCUUGGAAAGUGUGGCAUGUAUAAGAAUAACGGGCUCAACACCUACAUGGAGAAAAGUGUCGUGACCGGCAUAGAUAACCUUAUCACCUUCUACGACAGACUCAACUUUCACCCCAGUUACAAUGGCAAUGGGCCAUCCCACUGUGAAUAAUGUUUCAGCCAUAGUGUCUGCAGUAUGACACCUGUUCUUCAGUUUACUGUCUACUGCCAGGUUAAAAAAAACAACAAGCAAACAAUAGCAUUGACAUUUCCUUAGGAUUUCUGCUUCUCUCCUAAAUCAGCUCCUAAGACUCUCUUUGAAAGCAUGACUGGUGCACUCCUGAUGUUAAAUACACUUCCGUCUGCCACAUUAGCUUGCAGGAUGAUUCACCACAACAAACACAGGCUUCUGUUACAAUAAUGCUACAUGCCAUUAAAGCAUCAUUAAGCUGCAAUGGGAAUCUUGUAUUAUAAUGUCUGACUUUAGGUUACCUUGCUGAAGGAGAGCCUAGAUCCAAUGUUAGCAUGACGUAGUAGAAAAGGUCAUGAAAACAGAAUAAAAUGAGUAAAUGAGCAAGGAUGAAAACUCUGUCAUUGAGAGAGUAAUAAGAGCAAAAUGUUGCUUUAGAGCAGGUGUGUUAAUAAAGAAAAAAAA
Molecule: messenger RNA, 1744 nt
Organism: Trachemys scripta elegans
Lineage: Eukaryota; Metazoa; Chordata; Testudines; Emydidae
Gene: PIERCE1
Product: chromosome 17 C9orf116 homolog
Exons: 3
Coding region: 848-1261 (137 amino acids)
Biological process (GO): axoneme assembly
Cellular component (GO): axonemal microtubule
Source: RefSeq, a predicted model, not a curated record